Messenger RNA from Rhineura floridana, 1682 nucleotides. It is a transcript of the gene EIF2B3, whose product is annotated as eukaryotic translation initiation factor 2B subunit gamma. NCBI's taxonomy places the organism in Eukaryota, Metazoa, Chordata, Lepidosauria, Squamata, Rhineuridae. Gene Ontology annotation, biological process: biosynthetic process; cytoplasmic translational initiation. The transcript has 12 exons. The record is from RefSeq and is a predicted model, not a curated record. Gene Ontology annotation, cellular component: guanyl-nucleotide exchange factor complex; eukaryotic translation initiation factor 2B complex. Bases 170 to 1525 code for a protein of 451 amino acids. Gene Ontology annotation, molecular function: translation initiation factor activity; guanyl-nucleotide exchange factor activity.
CUGUUGAUUGUUUCUUUGCUGUGACUCGGUCCAGCAUAAUAAAGGGGCUGAAGUUGCCAGGGGAUCUCAAACCCCACCUUGCUUGCUUUUGGGGAAGGGUGUUGAAGUUUCUGGGCUCUGCCAACAGAGAUUUUAAUACCAGGGAUCAGUUGUGGAACAGAUCUGUGCCAUGGAGUUUCAAGCAGUGGUAAUGGCAGUUGGUGGUGGAUCCCGCAUGAUGGAUCUGACCUCAAGUAUCCCUAAAGCUCUCUUGCCUAUUGGCAAUAAACCCUUAAUAUGGUAUCCACUCAAUUUGCUGGAACAAGUUGGUUUUGAAGAGGUCAUUGUGGUUACAACAAAAGAAGUUCAGAAAGUGCUAAACCUGGAGACGAAGCUGAAGCUGGAUAUUGUAUGUAUUACUGAUGAUGCAGAUAUGGGGACUGCAGACUCAUUGCGGCAUAUUCAUGAGAAAAUAAAGACAGAUGUGUUGGUUUUGAGUUGUGAUCUGAUUACAGAUGUUGCUCUUCAUGAAGUAGUGGACUUAUUCCGAGCCCAUGAUGCCACACUCUCCAUGUUGAUGAAAAAAGCUUAUGAACCCACAGAGCUUAUACCAGGACAAAAAGGGAAGAAAAAGCUAGUGGAGCAGCGUGACUUCAUUGGAGUGGAUGACUCAGGAAAGAGGUUGCUCUUCAUGGCCAAUGAAGCAGAUCUGGAUGAAGAAAUUGUCAUUAAGAGAUCCACCCUUCAGAAACAUUCUAAAAUACACAUUAGGACGGGAUUGAUGGAUGCUCAUCUGUACUGCUUGAAGAAAUGUGUGGUGGACUUCCUUGUAGAAAACAGGUCAUUUACAUCAAUCAGAAGUGAGUUGAUUCCAUAUUUGGUUAGGAAGCAGUUUUCCUCUCCUGUACCAUUGCAACAGGGUCAAAACAACAAAGAACAUGACCAGAAGAAAAAGGACCAGAAACCAUUAGACAUCUAUAGUUUCCUGAAGGACAAUAGCCUGAUUGAAUUGGGCACAGACAACCUUUGUUGGAACAAUUGCAGAGGAGAUGUGAAGGAGUCAUUCCAUGAAGGGAAAGUUCGUUGUUAUGUUCACAUCAUGAAGGAUGGGCUUUGCUACCGAGUAAACACUCUUGGGCUGUACAUUGAAGCUAACAGACAGGUUCCUAAAAUGCUGUCGUCACUUUGUCCAGAAGAACCUCUAGUUCACUGUACCGCUCAAAUCAUUGAUAAAUGCCUGAUCGGAUCUGACAGCAUUGUAGGUGCAUCUACACAAGUAGGAGAGAAAACUGCAAUUAAACAUUCUGUCAUUGGUACUACAUGUGUGAUCAAAGACAAAGUUAAAAUUACUAACUGCAUUAUUAUGAACUGUGUCAGAAUUGACGAAGGGUGCAGCCUACAGAACUGUGUUGUGUGCCAUAAUGCAGUACUAGAGAAAGGAGCUGACAUCAAGGACUGUUUGAUUGGAAACAGCCAGCAUCUGGAACCCAAAUCUAAGCACAUUAAUGAAGUUAUUAUGGGUACUGAACAGCUGAUGGAAAUCUGAGUUUGACAGAUUUGAAAUAAGAUUUUCUGACUGUCUGAGCCUGUGACAUGACUAGAGGUCCUGUUUCAUGAGCUGGCUCCUAGUUUUUCGUUGAUACUGGCAUCCACUUCCGCUUUACCUUGGUAUUUACACCUUAAUAAAUAAAUAUUUACAAUAA